Molecule: messenger RNA, 555 nt
Organism: Parasteatoda tepidariorum (common house spider)
Lineage: Eukaryota; Metazoa; Arthropoda; Arachnida; Araneae; Theridiidae
Source: RefSeq, a predicted model, not a curated record
GAAAGAAAAGUUGUUGCAAUACUAAAAAAGACCCAAGUUAAGAAUAUUGAUUAGUAAGUUGAAGUUAUUUCGCGUCAUAACAGAACUACUGAAUACGUCAACAUUUAUCAUGCAUUGCUUAAUUACAGAGCUGCUUUUGAUUUUUAUUACAUUGUUUGAGACAGGACUUUGCGAUGACAGGUGGCCUAUAUUUAUUAUUGGACACGCGGCAAACUCCAUUGAAGAUGCUCUUUCUCAUUUAGACAAUGGAGCAAAUGUUUUGGAAUCGGAUGUUCAGUUCUUUCCCAACGGAUCAGUCAAAGAAUUGCUUCAUGGCUGCGAUACUUAUCAUGACUGUGACGUGCCGUGUGACAAACAUGUUGAAAUGCCCAAGUACUUCAAAUACUUACGAGAUAUAACAAACCCUUCUAGAAAAAAUUCCUACUAUAGCAAAUUAAUCCUGCAAAUGCUAGAUUUAAAACUAUCUACUUCAAAUGACCUCAGAGAGUCUGGACGUGACUUAGCAAGGCACUUAUUAAAAUACUUAUGGAGUAAGGGAGACAGGCCACAAGAGGU